AUGCUGGACGUUGCUCGACAGCACUUACCUACUCUCAAGAAGACGGCUAUCGCAUUGGGAAGUGCGUACGCUGUCCAGCGAUAUAUUCGUGAUAGGCUGGAGGAGACGCGGGAUGGGCUGGAAAGAAACAGAAGAGCGAGGGAUGGCUUGAAACGAAGAUUUCGACAAACGCACGAGGACAUCUCGUAUGCAGUCUUGGCUCUGAUACCGACGCUUUCUGAGCAGAUCAUGGAGGGCAUGGACGUCGAGGCACUCAUUCAAGAACUGCAGAAUUUUGGCAAGGCUCGGCUUGUGCCUUCGCCAAUGAAUGUGGAGGAUGAACAUGGGAGCCCACGGAGUAUGUCGUCAAGCAUGAGUGUAGUGUCAGAGGCGUCGGUCGUCUCUCUCGGGAGCAGCAGUGAGAUGAGCUUUCAGCCGGAAUCGGAUAUGUCCAUAUCGGCCUCUGUGUCUUCAAUAUCGCCUUCAGAGGUGAGUCUACCUGACUCUGCCGCCUCGUCAACAUCUUUCUCCUCACCCAAAACCAAAGCUUCGUUAUGGAACGCUGUGAAAAUACUCAGUCUUACUCGUACUCUCACCCUCAUAUACACCACCACUCUUCUCUCUCUGCUUACCUCCCAACAACUCACUCUUCUCGGACGCGCAAGGUAUUUGUCUUCUGUGCUUGCGACAGCGCGGGAGGAACGAUUGGCCGAGAGCAUCGAGGAGCAGCUAUCAAUAACGGGUUUACUCUUUGGAAACACGGGGGAGGAGAUGGAGGAGCUCAUGUCAGGGAAUUUAUCUGUGCUGUUUAGCGACCUCCCCGAAGGACCAACUGAAGAUACAGAAGCGAGAUUUCUGACGAUGAGCUGGUGGCUGCUUCACGUCGGUUGGAAGGAUGUGGGUGAAAGAAUCAGGACAAGCGUGGAGGACGUUUUUGAGGGGGUAUCCCUUAAGACACGACUGACGCUUCCAGACCUUCAUCGACUUGUUCUGAACGUGCGGCGGCGGAUUGACCUCAUUCUAACCGUUGUUGCUUGCACUAGCUUCCGACGCACUCUUCUUCCACCUACGCCAGAACUGACUGCCCAUGUCCUUGCACAAGGCGGGUUCAGUCGUUCGACACCACCAUUACCAUCCAUCAGCGACCCUUCAUCGCAUACAUGGACUAUCUCCACCUCCGCGGCACCGAAUCUAUCACAACUUUCAUCGCUACCACCUGAAGACAAAUCUCUUAUGCCUCUAUUCGAAGAGCUUCAUGGGAUUUUGCAGUCCGUCGAUUUUGGUCUCGUCCUAGAUCGUGCUCUGGAUACAGCGGUGGCGAUCCUGUUUGCGGAUCUAGAGAGAAAUGUCUUUCCCUCUUCAAGCGUCGGGGAUGUAACAGAAGAACCACGGAUGAAGUUAGCAGGAUUACUCCCUGCCCUCCAGCAUUGGAGUCAGGACGCGUUGAAGGGAUUGCCGUGUGUACUAGUUGAUAAUAUACUUUCUACGCGAGAAGUGGGGGCAUUGGAGGCCAUCGUGUUUGCCAGGUUUGAGGAUGAUGUGAGGGGGAGGUAG
This is a messenger RNA of Guyanagaster necrorhizus, 1533 nucleotides long. RefSeq lists its product as uncharacterized. Gene Ontology annotation, cellular component: peroxisomal membrane. Gene Ontology annotation, molecular function: protein-macromolecule adaptor activity. Bases 1 to 1533 code for a protein of 510 amino acids. Gene Ontology annotation, biological process: protein import into peroxisome membrane. The record is from RefSeq and is a predicted model, not a curated record. The transcript has 5 exons. Lineage: Eukaryota; Fungi; Basidiomycota; Agaricomycetes; Agaricales; Physalacriaceae.